GGCACCGUGAGAAGUGUCGCCUUGGCACCGGGCGGCACCCGACUCCCCCCCGCGCCGCCAGGGACAGAGGCAGUCUGUUGGUGGAUCGGCCAGCGGUUGGAUGUCCCUGUCCCUGCCCUCGUCCCUCGCCCGCCGCUCACUCGCCAUGGCCCCCGCGCUGCUCCUCGCGCUCGUCCUCGCGGCCUCCAUCUCCACUCUGGCAGCUCCAAUAGAGGAUGAGUCCAUCUUCGCUUACGAUGAACUGUCGUCUUACCUGGAGGCGGACAUCCUGCCAGAUAAGGAUCCCACGAAGAUGGCCAUGGCUGACAACCACCGCCUGUGGCCCGGAGGGAAGGUGCCCUACAGAAUUGACUUCGACGAAACUGAGCAUGUCUAUAUCUACAACCUCCUCCUCUCCGCCAUCACACGCAUGAACGAACAGCACUGCGUGAACCUCGUGAUCGCCGGUAAUGGAGCGGAGGACUACGUGUCUAUACAACUUGAGGAUUACCUUUCUUCACACCUGGGGCGGCAGGGCGGGGAACAGGUGCUCACUAUCUCCCUUGAUGCUAACGUGGGCACCAUCAUGCACGAAUUCAUGCACACGCUUGGUUUCGGACACGAGCAUAACCGCCCAGAUCGAGACGAGUACGUAACGGUCUAUUUCGACAACAUCCAGGAACAGGCCAAACCCUACUUCAAUAAAUAUGGAGCCGAGAGUGGCCUCACUACAGACUUGACUCCGUAUGACUACACCAGCAUCAUGCACGCCACCAACCAGCACAGUGAAGACAUCAACAUUGACACCAGUAAGCCAGUCAUUGAAAGGAAGGACGGUGAGCAAAGCCUGGGGCAAAGGGCUCACCUCACAGAAGGCGACAAAGCACGCAUGCGCCUUGUCUACAGCUGUGACAUGUGUGACGACCCACAAAACGAGAGCAUGCUCUUCCGAUACCCUGGUAACUGCAACAUGUACUACCAGUGUGCCCAGGGACAGGCUGUACCCAGGAACUGCCCACAGAACCUCCACUUCAGCGUGUUGACAGACAGAUGUGAUUAUGCCAACCAGGCUAACUGCACGUUCGUCGGUCUCGUGUAGGCAGGUGCGGGGAACGAUUGGUUUACGUUCGUGGAUUCGCCCGGAUACGAAUGCGAGAACGGCGAUGGAGCGUGAAUGGCCGUCUAAUUCGUAUCUAUUUUUUUUUUUUCUUUUUUUUUUUGUGACGAAGAUGUGGAUGUGAAGGAGGAAUAAAGUCGAAACACUUUACAUGAAGAUCGGAUGUUGAUUUGGUUUUGUUUUUUUCUUGGAGUGUUCUUGAAGUUUCGAAGUAUGGGAACUUUGUGUAGUUAAGAGCGACGAGUCAUAAGCUAAAUAAAUUUCGCAGUUUUUGGUUUUCUUUGAGAAUGACGUAAUCGGGGGCGUCAUUAGUGUAAUGGGGGGGAGAGGCUGAGGGGUAAUUCAUCCCCACAAGACUGGUUCCCCCACCCCCACCCCCGCCCAACCAUAAAGGGCCAUACCCUCAAUUUUUUUCCCCAAAAUUACACCGUCGUAGCAAUGGUCCUAGCUUAGAUUGGUUCAUCUUUUAUUUGAUAUGACGCCCCUAGAUGCAAUCCUUCAAAUUUUAAGAUAAGUGACUUUAAGGUAUCUGGGACUGACAUCCAGAUUUAGAGGUUUGUAGUUAGGUUAACCUUAAUACACACACGCACACACACACACACACACACACACACACACACACACACACGCACACACACACACACACACACA
Messenger RNA from Penaeus chinensis, 1747 nucleotides. RefSeq names its product zinc metalloproteinase nas-4-like. NCBI's taxonomy places the organism in Eukaryota, Metazoa, Arthropoda, Malacostraca, Decapoda, Penaeidae. Gene Ontology annotation, molecular function: chitin binding; metalloendopeptidase activity; zinc ion binding. Bases 101 to 1078 code for a protein of 325 amino acids. Gene Ontology annotation, biological process: proteolysis. The transcript is spliced from 9 exons. Gene Ontology annotation, cellular component: extracellular region. The record is from RefSeq and is a predicted model, not a curated record.